Molecule: messenger RNA, 1636 nt
Organism: Corticium candelabrum
Lineage: Eukaryota; Metazoa; Porifera; Homoscleromorpha; Homosclerophorida; Plakinidae
Product: cysteine and histidine-rich domain-containing protein 1-like
Exons: 12
Coding region: 23-982 (319 amino acids)
Source: RefSeq, a predicted model, not a curated record
UGGAAUUUACUAGAUUAACAAAAUGGCGACAGAAAGUGGGUGUUUGCGCUGCUACAAUAAAGGCUGCGGAAAGGAUUAUCGAGAAGAAGAUAAUCAUGAGAAGGCUUGUAGGUUUCAUCCUGGAGAGCCGUUCUUUCAUGAUGCUUACAAGGGAUGGAAUUGCUGCAAUAAAAAGUCAACCGAUUUUACAGAGUUUCUGAAUGUUCCUGGAUGUAAGGUAUCAUACCACAGCAACAUCAAACCACCAGAACCAGAGAAGCCAAAACAAGAGGAAACGUUGGCACAAGGAGAAGUACUUCAUGGUGGGAGCCCUCAGCAGCCUAUGAACAAGCCAAUUGAAGUAGAAGAAAGGCCAAGUGAUGAUCUACCGAUGGUGACAAUGAAACCUGUCGUAGACCGAAGACUGACAGCUGCCCUCAAUCACUUUAAAUCCCAACUACAACAGUCACAACAUAUUUCAACUCAAAGUCGUAUACCCAUCUGUACUAAUCGAGGAUGUGGGAAAUAUGGCGAAGGUGGUGAGAUGAAUACACAAUGUCAUUAUCACCCGGGAGUUCCAAUAUUUCAUGAAGGAAUGAAGUUCUGGUCUUGCUGUCAACGUAAAACAAGUGAUUUUAAUCAGUUUUUGCAACAAGAGCCGUGCAGUAAGGGAGAACAUAAUUGGGCUGACGCGGAGGAAGCUGCUAAGUUAACCACACCAUGCAGAUAUGACUUCUUUCAAACUAGCAACACUGUGGUCAUCUCUAUAUUUGCCAAGAACAGCAUGCCAGAAGAGACGAUAGUAGCCGGAAAUCCUACUACAAUCAAGGUUCACGUAGUGUAUGAUUUCGGACGCAGAGAAGUCGACUACUUUUGGAAAUUGCACGGUGUGGUUGAUCCCCGCAAGAGUUCCGUCACUCUUCUAUCCACAAAGGUAGAGAUCAAAUUGAAAAAGGCGUCAGCAUCAAACUGGCCCGCAUUGGAGUGGAAGGAAGAAAGAUAGCAAUUUUUUCAAUGCACUGGCUAGAUAUACUGACUGUUUAGUCUGAUUUUAAUGUUCCGUCGAUGUUUAGUUUUCUUUCAAUUAAAGAUCAAGCUGCGGCUUGCCAUUGAUUAUCCACCCGCCUACUUUGAGGCAUUAGUGUGCAACUUCGAUAUCCACCUCGCAUCUUUGAGCAAUUUGCGUGUCUAAUGUUCAUGUGGCUUCAAUCAUAAAGCCGCUGACAAGUUAACAGAGUAAGCAUAUUCGGAUUAUGAAGCGCCAUUGUUGUAGCCCAGCUGUUUGUGGGAGGCAGACCAAACAGGCAAUUUGGAGUAUUGUAAGACGCGUGGCGUUUAGAAACUCGAGUGUUCAAGACAACAACAAUUGAGACGUUGAUUACAACCGCUGUUCUACUUCUCUACUUCUCAAUAAUACAUAAACAGCCUGUAGAAAAUCUGCAGUCAGGCAGGUGCGUCAACUGAUUAUCUCGGGAUUUCACUACAAAAAAAUUGCAAAAUUCAAGGUAAACUUAAGUAGUAAGAUAAAACUGCUACAAUCCAGUCCUUAUUACUCUCAAUCAAAAUAGCGUUGACUUUCAAACCAGACCAGAGGAAUAAAAUGUAAGCUGGCAAUAACCAAAUCACCAAAUCAACUAGAACACGACUAAAUAAAUCC